AUGGCCGCCGCUCCCUCCUCAGCCUUCUUCGGCGCCACCGGUCUUGUCGGCGGACAUCUGCUGACGGCUCUUCUCGCCCUGGACGGUUUUGGUCUCGUCCACACGAUCACUCGCCGCGUCCCCGUCCAGGCCGCGUCUUCAGAUGCCAAGAAGCUCGACGCGAUCGUUGAGCCGGAAACGGCAAAGUGGGUGGACCGGUUGCAGGCUCUGGGCAACAAGGACGAGGCUUCCAAAUCGACCUUCCCGUCUCUGGUCUUCUCGGCCCUCGGCACCACGCGGGCUCAAGCUGGCGGCCUCGCUAAUCAGUGGAAGAUUGACCACGACCUCAACGUCGACAUUGCCCGCGCCGCCAAGGCCGCUGGCGCCACCACGUUCAUCUUCGUGUCCAGCGCCGGCACCCGCGCCCCUCUCAUACGCAACAGCCCGUAUGCCAGCAUGAAGAACGGCGUCGAGGACACGAUCAAGGAGCUCGGCUUCGCCCAGACCAUCAUCAUUCACCCCGGUAUCAUCAUGGGCUCGCGCGAAAAGGGCCGCGAGCACACCGGCGGCGAUGCCCUGGCAGGCAUCGUGCGCGGCUUUGGCCGCUGGAUCUCCACCGGCGUGCAAGAUUCUCUGGGCCAGGAGGCCGAUGUCAUCGCGCGGGCCACCGCACACGCCGCACUUCUGGCCUCUCAAGGCAAGGCGCCGUCGCCGCACUGGGUGCUGGAGGCCAAGGAUAUUGUGCGUCUGGGCCGCGACGAGUGGAAGUUUUAA
Messenger RNA from Grosmannia clavigera kw1407, 753 nucleotides. Its product is annotated as NAD dependent epimerase dehydratase family protein. Gene Ontology annotation, biological process: import into nucleus. The transcript has a single exon. NCBI's taxonomy places the organism in Eukaryota, Fungi, Ascomycota, Sordariomycetes, Ophiostomatales, Ophiostomataceae. Gene Ontology annotation, cellular component: cytoplasm. The record is from RefSeq and is a predicted model, not a curated record. Bases 1 to 753 code for a protein of 250 amino acids.